AUGAAAUGCAGCAAACACGUGUCAAGAAAAGACAAACUCGGGAUGUAUAGUGUGCUAAAUACAAAUACAUCGUGUGAAAAACUUAGCAAAUAGUAGAGAAUAUCAAAAGUCAAUAACUCGCAUCAUCACAAUAAGAUGUGAUUAUCGUGUAAUUAACUGGAAACCGAGGAAAGGGUGUGCCAUGGCCACUCGUUCGGUGCGCGGUUACCUGUGAACCCCGAUAAUUAAAGCGUGGCUAUGAAUAUUCAUGAAGUUCGUGGUAUAUAAUCUGACGAUUCCGCAUCUUUUGACAGUACUGAGGACAAACGAAUUAUUAAUAACAUAUAAGUAGGUUUAUUUUCAUAUUUACGGGUGAUUCAUUCAUUUUGAGAGCUCCCCCUUUAUCCAGUGGGGCAACACAGAUUGGUAAGAGUGAAGUAAUUGAAACGUUAGCGCGUGGCAGUGUGUAGAACACCUCGAGUACACUAGCAGCGCGCUACGGAGGAGGGGAAAACGGCCGAGAAAACCCGCGAAAAGGCUUUAUAAACACCACAAAGUGAAACAUUUAGGAAAGUUUUUCAACUUUAUUAAUUGUUUUAUAAAGAGACGUCGAACAUGGUUGAAAGAAGUGCGCUUUUCUUGGUGGGAUUUGUGGUGUUUUUGGUGUACGUUAGUGAGCCCGUGUCGGCCUUUAGGACUUGCGCUGAGGCCCGCUACUGCUGCCCGGGCCGAAAUAACACUUGCUUUGCUCAUGGACCUCGAAUGGAUAAUGACAAUAAGCAGAAGCGAUGUUUCUGUGACCAAGAGUGUGUUACCAUGGGGGACUGCUGCAUCGAUUACCAGCAGACGUGCACAGGCACGGAUUGUAUUGUGGAUGAGUGGGGAUCGUGGAACGAGUGUAGUGAGUUGUGUGGAUAUGGAACCCAGAGGAGGAAGCGGAAGAUCCUCCGUCACCGGCAGCACGGAGGAAAACGGUGUCCAGUCCGCCACGAGAAACGGGCAUGUGUAGGUGACCAGUGCUACGCUGUUCAAUCUGUGGAGUACAGAGGCAGAGAGCUCGGUGAAGUUGGGAAGAUCUUACCGGCGGAAUUUGGACGAUGGAGGACCAGCAGUCAAUACAGCAUGAUGCAUGAUAUAAGGAGGAAUCUUAUAGAAAAUCGCCUGAGUAAUGAAGUCCCUACUAGAUUAGCAUACUGCUCCAAAUAUACCAUCGUUGCUACCAGUGUAUACUGUAAUACAACGGAAGCAGGAAAGAAGUGGGCCAAUGAGCUUCAGUUGAACACCACCGUGUGUGUCCAGUGCGACCCAUUUGCUAUGAACAAGGAGCUGGGAACUCGCUGCGUGGGACAUGGCGUAUUUGGAGAAGUGACUCGCUGGAAGGCUGUGGAUGUCCCGUACUGCAACGGAAUGUGGAAAAUGAAGACGGAACCGUCCGACUGUGUGUGUGACGCCGAGUCCAAAGAAAGUUUUAUCUUAAUUUGAAAUGUGAAAGCAGAUUAAGACUGUAUCUUGUAAAAUGUUUCAAAAAAAGUGUAUGAUAGUAUUAGAGUAUAGUUCACUUAAAAACAUUACAUCUCUUAUGCCUGCCAAGUUUGGUUGACUGUCGGUCUUUCCCAGUAAGACUGCAAAGUGUGGUGGUUUUGAACUUACUUUAUUAAGCCAUGUGAUUUUUGGAGAUGUUUUGACACAAAGUUUUUUUUCUUUUUAGUAUCUAAGUUAGAGUCAGAGGAAUAAGACUGUGUAAUAUUCAAUGAUGAGAGUUCUGAUUGAUUUCAAUGUAUCGCCUGUAUAAGUUGUAACAAACAGUAUUUUUUGAAAGGUUGGAGCUUAGUGCUACAUCAGGUGAAAGAAAAUUAUUUAAAUGUGAAUGUUUCCCAUCGGAUUACAGUUAGUAAUCUUUGGCCAGUAUAUUUUUUCUCUCACAAUGUAGAAAGGAACAUGUGUAAAAGUUAACUACUUAAAAGUUUUCUUCUUUAGAUACUCAUUCAUAAUAUCUCGAGAACUUCAGAAUUUGGUUGUGGUUUCGCAUCUGUUGUUGUCUAUGGACUUCCCUCUGUAUUCCAGUAUGUGAAUAAUACUCAAAAUCCUGUGAAUGACAUAUGAACAUGAAUCAUAACCAACAAAUACCUCGCCACAAGAAUUUACAUAUGAAAGCAUCAUGGGUAAAUAAAAAUGUAUCAUCGAGUACAAGGCUGCUUGUGAUAUACUUUAAUGGGAGAUCUGAAAUACAAAUAUGUAACUCAUUGUACAUAAAAUUUAGUGAAUUCAUGUAUUUAAAAAAAAAAGAUGCUGAAAUAUUUGCAUACUGAUUGAAAUGGUGCUUCAAGGUAAAUUAAAAAUGUAACCAGAAAUAUUGCACCUAUGUUAAUUUGGCUUGACUUCUGAAUGCAAUGCUAGUACACAGCUAAUAGUGAUCCCAGUUUUUAGUAUGGUCAGGAUUUGUCCCGCUAGCUUUAGAUGUAUGUACCUACAGCAGACCUGUUUUGUACAUAAGUUGUCCGUUGUAGAGUAUUUUAACAUUUGUACUUGGUUAUCUUUGACACUGUAUUCUAUGAUUGCAUGUAAUUACAUUAUUAUUGUGUAAAUCCACUUAUAAAUGAUAGUUUUUGUACUGGAUUUUUAUCACAGCUUUUUCUCUUUGUAAUUCAGGUUCAUUUCAAUGUUCAAUUUAUUUAGUUGGAUGUUGUGAUAAAACAAACGGAAGAAUGAGGAGUGUUCUUUCUGACUGAGGGUUAGUUAUAAAUGCAUGCAUCUCAUCUGUAAAUACACUAUGUUAGUAUACUCAUCUGAAACUCAAUGUACUAAAAUAAAUUAUGAUAGAUAUA
This is a messenger RNA of Ostrea edulis (European flat oyster), 2804 nucleotides long. RefSeq names its product somatomedin-B and thrombospondin type-1 domain-containing protein-like. The transcript is spliced from 4 exons. Bases 595 to 1461 code for a protein of 288 amino acids. Lineage: Eukaryota; Metazoa; Mollusca; Bivalvia; Ostreida; Ostreidae. The record is from RefSeq and is a predicted model, not a curated record.